Molecule: messenger RNA, 2775 nt
Organism: Toxotes jaculatrix (banded archerfish)
Lineage: Eukaryota; Metazoa; Chordata; Actinopteri; Toxotidae
Gene: sgip1b
Product: SH3GL interacting endocytic adaptor 1b
Exons: 24
Coding region: 22-2721 (899 amino acids)
Biological process (GO): synaptic vesicle endocytosis; clathrin coat assembly; clathrin-dependent endocytosis
Cellular component (GO): cytoplasm; plasma membrane; clathrin-coated vesicle
Source: RefSeq, a predicted model, not a curated record
GUAGGAUGAAAAUCUGCAACCAUGAUGCAAGGACUGAAAAACCGAACCAGGAAAGCCCUGGGUUUACGAAAGAAAGACAAGGAUACAGACACAACGAGCUCACCUGACAAAGAAGGAACUGGAAGUGGAAAGAAAGGAAGCAAAAAAGCCAAUGGGGCACCUAAUGGUUUCUAUGGGGAGAUUGACUGGGACAGAUAUGCCUCUCCCGACGUGGAUGAGGAGGGGUUUAGUCUCCGGCCCGGCGACGAGGGCGAUUCAGCUUCCAAAGGAAAGCACUUUUUCUCCUCCAGCGACUCAGAAGACGACGAGGACAGCAAGAAAAAGUUCAAAAUUAAGAUUAAGCCGCUGGUGUCGGACAGUGCCAAAUGUGUCCCUCCAUCUAUGGACGAGCUAAAAGCCUCAGUGGGAGGCCUGGCACUCUCUCCAUCUCUGAAGAGAAGUCCGAGACGCAGCCCGGGACAGAUAAAAAGAAAUUUGUCCUGUGAGGAAAUUGCCAGACCCAGACGCUCCACCCCUAUUCCAAGUCCUGCCCCUGAGAUGCCAAGUGACAGGCUAUCACAGAACGUUCCUGCCUUCUUUGGGCUGCCUUCAGAGACCAAAUAUGCCAGAUACGACGUGGUUCCUACUGAUGUAUGGGGAGAAUCAAGACCACGGUCGGAGUCACAGCUGAGCAGAAGUUUCCCUACAGGAGCUCCUCCUCCGCUUCCUCCAAAAAACAUUCCAUCGAGAAGUCAUUACGGCUAUCCUUCAGACUCCGCUGGUAUCACUGCAGCUGAUCUACCCAAUGGAAGAGCAGCUCGCUGUUCUGCCCCCAUCUACCUGAACGUCCUGUCCCCCGCCUCUUACCGAGGCUCCCCGGGCCCUGACCUGGACGACGUGUUCGGUCCCGUUGACAGCCCCCGCACCAGCGAGGACACAGUGUCACCUAGAUGGGUUACUUUCACAGAUGACAGACCCCCGCCACCAGACGAGCCCGCUCCCCCUCCACCACCGGACUCUCCUCCGCCAGACACGCCCUCAUCCACCCCCUCCACCCCCUGCCUCUCUCCCGGACCGCCGCCAAACGAGCCCCCGCCUUCGCCCCCACCUUUUUCUCCCGGGUCUCCUCCUCCUUUCACGCCACCAGACUCACCCCCCUCCAUUGUGCUCGGACCUCCUCCUCCGGAUGAGCCAGCCCCUCCCCUGCCUCCUGACUUCUCACCCUCUAAUUCGCCCCCGAUCUGCCUCGACGAGGAGGCGAUCGAUGAAGAGGUGCUGCAGUUUGCAGAGUACUCUUCAUCCCCUGCACCCCUCAGCCCCGUGCCCCCUCUGCCAGCAGAGCGGAGGUCCCCUCGGGCAGGAGUCAUCUCUCCCCUGGUCCUGGGGGGCGCAGGAGGAAAGAGGACUCCAGAGGGUGCAUACCUGAGAGAUGAUAUCCCAGACUUUGUUGGCUCACCCAGAGAGAUGACACCAAGCUUCAGAGGAACCCCACCUCCUCUCCCUCCAACCACCUACAGGUCUAUUAUGUCUUCCCCGGGGCCCUACUCAGGCAGCAGUCCCUCGUCUCCAGCUCGUCCUGCCACGCCUCAGUCUCGAGGCAGCCCAGUCCCUCCGCCUCCUCCUCCUCGACCGUCCUCACGACCAAAGCUGCCCCCGGGGAAACCAAUCACAGACCUGACUCGCCCCUUCAGUCCGCCGGUUUCUGGCAGCCCACCGCCUUUUGCCCCCCUGGCCCGGGCAGAGAGCUCUUCCUCCAUCUCCUCCAUUACCUCGCAGAGUGCAGCGUCCACUCCAACCUUAGGGAGGGACCUUAACAUAUCCACCGCAGAGGCCUCACAGCCUCUGGUAUGGUUUGACCACGGCAGGUUUUAUUUAGCUUUUGAAGGAUGCUCCAGAGGACCCAGUCCACUCACCAUGGGACCCCAGGACACUCUGCCAGUGGCAGCUGCCUUCACAGAAACCAUCAAUGCCUACUUUAAAGGCGCUGAUCCCAGCAAAUGUGUUGUGAAGAUCACCGGGGAGAUGGUGCUGUCCUUCCCUGCGGGCAUCACCAGGCAUUUUGCAAGCCACCCGACUCAACCCAUCCUCACCUUUAGCAUCAGCAACUACAGCCGACUGGAGCAGGUCCUCCCCAAUCCACAGCUGCUCUGCUGUGAUUCCACAACAGACAGUGUAGACACCAAGGAGUUCUGGGUAAAUAUGCCAAACUUGAUGAGCCAUCUGAAGAAAGUGGCUGAACAGAAGCCUCAGGCGACAUACUACAACGUGGAUAUGAUCAAAUAUCAGGUGUCAGCAGAGGGGAUCCAGUCCACUCCUCUGAACCUGGCAGUGAGCUGGCGAGGUGAUGCCACCAACACAGACCUAAGAAUAGACUACAAAUACAACACCGAGGCCAUGGCUGCCCCCGUGCCACUACACAACAUCCACUUCCUGGUACCUGUGGAUGGAGGCAUAGCCAAACUCCAGGCCAUGAUCCCACCUGCCACCUGGAAUCCAGAGCAGCAGACGAUACAAUGGAAGAUUCCCAGCCUCUCUCAUAGAUCUGAAAAUGGAGGAGUAGGGGCUCUCCUGGGCCGGUUCCAGAUGACAGAAGGUCCCUGUAAACCCUCCCAACUGGUAGUCCAGUUUACCAGCGAGGGAAGCACUCUGUCGGGGUGCGACAUCCAGCUGGUUGGCACUGGCUAUCGGCUAUCGCUGGUCAAGAAGAGAUUUGCUGCAGGGAAAUAUUUGGCAGAUAAUUAGUGGACCUGUUUGUGAAAGGAAACAAGGGAAUCAAUGGCUUUUUACUGUGAAGAC